This is a messenger RNA of Insectozyma verbasci, 1668 nucleotides long. NCBI's taxonomy places the organism in Eukaryota, Fungi, Ascomycota, Pichiomycetes, Serinales, Debaryomycetaceae. The record is from the annotation of a GenBank genome assembly.
AUGUUAUUUAAAUCAUUAAUUCCUUCUUUAAUAACAUUAUCUUCUUUAAUAUCAUGUGUUAAAUCAGAAGAUUUACCAGAAAUUGAAGUUGUUGGUAAUAAAUUUUUUUAUUCAAAUAAUGGAUCACAAUUUUAUAUUAAAGGUAUUGCUUAUCAACAAAAUAAUUUAGGAUCAAAUGAUUCAUUUAAUGAUCCUUUAGCUAAUGCAGAAGCUUGUAGAAGAGAUGUUCCUUAUUUGGAAGCUGUUGAUACAAAUGUUAUUAGAGUUUAUGCUUUAGAUGUUGAAAAAGAUCAUAGUGAAUGUAUGAGUUUAUUACAAGAUGCUGGUAUAUAUGUUAUUGCUGAUUUAUCACAACCUGAUGAAUCUAUAAAUAGAAAAUCUCCAUCUUGGACUAUAGAUUUAUUUCAAAGAUAUACUUCAGUUGUUGAUGCUUUUCAUAAUUAUACUAAUAUUCUUGGAUUUUUUGCAGGUAAUGAAGUUACAAAUGAUCAAACAAAUACUGAUGCUUCUGCUUUUGUUAAAGCUGCUGUUAGAGAUACAAAAGCUUAUAUAAAAGCAAAAGGUUAUAGAACUAUUCCUGUUGGUUAUUCUGCAAAUGAUGAUCAAGAUAUUAGAGUUUCAUUAGCUGAUUAUUUUGCUUGUGGUGAUGAUGAAGAUGGUGCUGAUUUCUUUGGUAUUAAUAUGUAUGAAUGGUGUGGUUCUUCAAGUUUUACUUCAUCAGGUUACUCAACGGCAACAAAAGAUUAUCAAAAUUUAGGUAUUCCAAUCUUUUUUUCAGAAUACGGUUGUAAUGAACAAACUCCAAGAAAAUUUCAAGAAGUUGGUACAUUAUUUGGUGAUCAAAUGACUGAUGUUUGGUCAGGUGGUAUUGUUUAUAUGUAUUUUGAAGAAGAAAAUAAUUAUGGUUUAGUUUCAAUUGAUUCAAAUGGUGAUGUUUCAACUUUACAAGAUUAUAAUAAUUAUAAAUCUGAAAUACAACAAAUUUCUCCAACUUUAGCUCAAGCCAGUGCUGAAAGUGCAAGUCAACCAUCAAGAACUUCAUGUCCAACAAGUACUGAUAAUUGGUCCGCAUCGACCGACUUACCUCCAACUCCUGAUAAAGAUGUUUGUGAUUGUAUGGCUGCUUCAUUAAAAUGUGUUGUUGCUGAUAAAGUUGAUGCUGAAGAUUAUGGUGAUUUGUUUUCUGAAGUUUGUGGUCAUAUUGAUUGUUCAGGUAUUUCAGCAAAUGGUACAACUGGUAAAUAUGGUGCUUAUUCUCCAUGUGCUUCAAAAGAUCAAUUAUCAUUUGUUUUGAACUUGUAUUAUGAAGCUCAAGAUGAAAAUAAAUCAGCUUGUGAUUUUGAUGGAAGUGCUAGUUUACAAUCUGCUAAAACUGCUUCAUCAUGUUCUGCUUAUCUAUCAUCAGCUGGUUCAUCAGGUUUAGGUACUAUUUCAGGUUCUGUUAGAACUGAUACUUCACAAGAAACUGAUACUACUGGUAAAGGUAAUUUGAAUUCAUCAGGUUCAUCAGGUUCUUCAAGUUCUUCAAGUUCUUCAAGUUCUUCAAGUUCAAGUUCUGGUUCUGAUUCAAAUAGAAGUUCAGCUUCAUCAAUUACUGGUUCAAGCUUGACUAAAUUAGCUGCUAUUGCUUUAUCAAUGGUUGCUGGUUUUGCAAUGUUAAUGAUUUAA